AUGGAAGUAGACACAAAAAUAAAUAAAGUUUUUGAAUGUAUUGUUUGUGAAUCUCAAUUUUGUCGGAUUUGUAAAAGAGACUGGGACGAUCACUUUGGUAUUAGUUGUGAGGAAAUGGAUGAGAGGGAUAAAAGAGGACAAUUUAUAAAUCAAGUUUUUGAGUGCCUUGUGUGUUAUGAGGAAGUUGAACUUAAUCGUGUUGUUUUUUGUAAUAUUCAUGUUAGCGCUACAGGUAAAAAUUUAUGGCGGAUAUUAGAUACUGAGAGAAAAUAA
Meloidogyne enterolobii is the source of this 273-nucleotide messenger RNA. The record is from the annotation of a GenBank genome assembly. Lineage: Eukaryota; Metazoa; Nematoda; Chromadorea; Rhabditida; Meloidogynidae.